AUGGACAGAUCAUUGAUCUGUGUGCUGCUACCCACUGCUGUCCUGCUUUGCAACACUGCCCCAGUGAUGAGUAAGCACGGCGAGUCAGACGCUCAAUGCCCGUUGAUGGUGAAGAUUUUGGAUGCGGUGAAGGGUGUACCAGCAGGCUCCGUGGCACUGAGUGUAUCCCGACGAGACGCCGAUGGAAUGAUCUGGGCACAGGUUGCUAGUAGAAUGACAGACGUGACAAGUACAUCAUUUGGACGGGGGUGUACCGUGUUGAGUUUGACUCUUGAGGCCUACUGGAAGUCUCAGGGAACCACGCAUUUCCACAAGACUGCCGAAGUGGUGUUCGAGGCCCACGCGGAGGGACAUCGUCACUACACCCUGGCCCUGUUGCGGAGUCCCUUCUCUUACACUACCACGGCUGUCGUGAUAAACGCACACACACACACCUGA
Messenger RNA from Salmo salar (Atlantic salmon), 438 nucleotides. RefSeq names its product transthyretin. Gene Ontology annotation, biological process: purine nucleobase metabolic process. Lineage: Eukaryota; Metazoa; Chordata; Actinopteri; Salmoniformes; Salmonidae. The record is from RefSeq and is a predicted model, not a curated record.